AUGAUGCUGGAGGUGGAGAUCGGGUCUGUGCAGCUGGUGGACAAAGGGAAAGCAGCAGUCAGGCUCUCCGGGACUCGAUUUGGGACUGGGUUAGCGGGUUCCUCUGGGUUCCGCGAGGAACCCAGAUUUGGGACUGGGUUUGCGAAACCCAAUAGCUGGGUUCGCAAAACCCGCUACUGGGUUCCUCAUGGAACCCCCUUGCUGGGUUCGCAGAGGAAGAAGGUUGAGAAAGAGGAAAGGGCGGAGGGAUAAGAGAGAAGAAGGGAGGAAGAAGAAAAAGAGGAAGAAGAAAAAGAAUAUAAUAAUAAUAAAUUAUAUGAGUCUUU
This is a messenger RNA of Rubroshorea leprosula, 326 nucleotides long. NCBI's taxonomy places the organism in Eukaryota, Viridiplantae, Streptophyta, Magnoliopsida, Malvales, Dipterocarpaceae. The record is from the annotation of a GenBank genome assembly.